AUGGCUUUACAAAUGAGAGCCAGAGCUGUGACGAGGCGAAAGGUAUUCAUUGAUAGGUCCCAACUGAAAGAUGCAAUUCUUGAGGGAGGAAUUCCAUUCAACAGGGUUCAUGGCACGCACGCCUUCGAGUAUCCGGGCUUGGACCCCAGAUUCAAUCAGGUUUUUAACACAGCAAUGUUCAACCACACCACUAUUACUAUGAAGAAGAUCCUUGACUCCUAUAAAGGCUUUGAGCAACUCAAUCAAUUGGUUGAUGUUGGUGGAGGCCUAGGAGUCACUCUUAAAUUGAUCACUUCCAGAUACCCCCAUCUUAAGGCCAUUAAUUUCGACUUGCCCCAUGUUAUACAAAAUGCCCCACGCGCGCCAGGUGUGGAACAUGUCGGGGGAGAUAUGUUCAGAAGGGUUCCCAAGGGGGACGCCAUUUUUAUGAAGUGGAUACCCCAUGAUUGGAGUGAUGAACAGUGCUUGAAGCUGUUGAAGAACUGCUACAAUGCUACUCCUAAUGAUGGAAAGGUAAUUGCUGAGGAGGCAGUUCUUCCGACGUUGCCUGAGAUUAGCACUUGUGUGAAGAUCAACUGUGAAAUGGAUGUGUUUAUGAUGGCUCAAAACCCAGGAGGGAAGGAGAGGACUGAAGCAGAAUUCAAGGCAUUGGCAACCAAAGCAAGAUUUGGCGGCAUCAGAUAUGAAUCUUUUGUGUGUAAUUUUUGUGUUAUGGAGUUUUUUAAGUAGAUUGUUUGCUUGCGUUGCGUGUAAUACUUGGAAAUGUAUCAUCUG
Messenger RNA from Alnus glutinosa, 774 nucleotides. RefSeq names its product cathecol O-methyltransferase 1-like. Gene Ontology annotation, biological process: methylation. Gene Ontology annotation, molecular function: O-methyltransferase activity; S-adenosylmethionine-dependent methyltransferase activity. Bases 1 to 729 code for a protein of 242 amino acids. The record is from RefSeq and is a predicted model, not a curated record. The transcript is spliced from 4 exons. Lineage: Eukaryota; Viridiplantae; Streptophyta; Magnoliopsida; Fagales; Betulaceae.